Molecule: messenger RNA, 1538 nt
Organism: Vitis vinifera (wine grape)
Lineage: Eukaryota; Viridiplantae; Streptophyta; Magnoliopsida; Vitales; Vitaceae
Exons: 2
Coding region: 53-904 (283 amino acids)
Molecular function (GO): zinc ion binding; nucleic acid binding
Source: RefSeq, a predicted model, not a curated record
AUUUAUUCAUAUAUGUAUGAUGCUUAUGUGACUGAUUGUGAGCUUUAUUAUUAUGAAUUCAGCAUCUUCUAUAUCUGCAAAUGUUAAUAACAUUCCUGUGCUUAACGGCACAAAUUUCAAGAAAUGGAAAGAGCACGUUAUAAUUGUGCUCGGGUGCAUGGAUUUAGACUUUGCAUUAAGGGAGGAUCGCCCUUCAGAUCUUACUAGUGCCAGCACUGCUGAGCAAAGGUCUACUAUGGAAAAAUGGGAGCGAUCCAAUCGCAUGAGUCUAAUGAUUAUGAAGCACUCAAUUCCAGAAGCAAUAAGGGGUGCAAUACCUGAGGAAACCCAAGCCAAGGCAUUCUUGGACCAGAUAGCAAACCGAUUCGCUGCAAACGAAAAGGUUGAGACAAGCACUAUUCUUAGUAAGCUUGUCUCUAUGCGGUAUAAAGGGAAAGAGAAUAUCAGGGAGUACAUUAUGGAAAUGUCUAAUCUUGUGACGAGACUCAAGGCACUAAAGUUAGAGUUGUCGGAAGACAUACUCGUGCACUUGGUCUUGAUCUCUCUGCCUACACAAUUUAGUCCAUUCAAAAUCAGUUAUAAUACACAAAAGGAAAAAUGGACUUUGAAUGAGCUUAUUGCUCAAUGUGUGCAAGAGGAAGAGAGAUUGAAGCAAGAAAAGAUAGAAAGUGCUCACUUGGCUUCCACAUCUCAGGGAUUUGGUACCAACAAGAAAAGAAAGAGGGACAAUAAAGGAAAACAAACUGCAGUUUCUGGGACAUCAAAGCAAAAGGAGCAAAAGAAACAAGAUAAGGAGAUCACUUGUUUCUUUUGCAAAAAGGCUGGUCAUAUGAAGAAGACAUGUACCAAAUACGCUGCUUGGCGUGAAAAGAAAGGGUUGCCUAAGGAGCCGAAUGCCAACUGAUGGUGAAAGAUACAUCUAUGUGGGAAAUGGCAACAAGGCUGCAGUCAAGGCUAUUGGUCUUUUCAGAUUACAGUUAGACUCUAGAUGUACAUUGGAUUUGGAAGAGACUUUUGUAGUACCGUCGUUUAGACGGAAUUUAAUUUCUGUUUCAUGUUUGGACAAAUUUGGAUAUUGUUGUUCAUUUGGAAAUGGAAUGGUUAGUCUUUAUCUAAAUUCAAAUAUUAUUGGUACAGGUAGUCUAACAGACAAACUAUAUAAAUUGAACAUAAAGGCCACUGAUGGAAAUGAAACCUUGCAUUCAAGUAAUUAUGGCAUUAAGCGAAAAUUAAUGAAUGAGAAUUCAUCAAUGUUAUGGCACAAGCGUUUGGGUCAUAUUUCAAAUCAACGAAUUCAAAGGCUUGUGUCAGAAGGAAUUCUUGAUCCACUUGAUUUCUCAGACUUUCAAGUCUGUAUAGAGUGCAUUAAGGGAAAACAAACAAAUAUGAAGAAAAAGAAUGCCAAUAGGUGCAGUGACGUCUUGGAAUUGAUACAUACAGACAUUUGUGGUCCAUUUCCUACCCCUUCAUGGAAUGGACAACAAUAUUUUAUCACUUUCAUUGACGAUUACUCGCGUUAUGGCUAUCUUUAUUUGAUU